Molecule: messenger RNA, 1533 nt
Organism: Trypanosoma brucei brucei TREU927
Lineage: Eukaryota; Euglenozoa; Kinetoplastea; Trypanosomatida; Trypanosomatidae
Exons: 1
Coding region: 1-1533 (510 amino acids)
Cellular component (GO): mitochondrion
Molecular function (GO): protein-arginine omega-N symmetric methyltransferase activity
Source: RefSeq, a predicted model, not a curated record
AUGACUACUGCAUCAGGUGCCGUCGUGGGGCCCCAUGCUGCUGCUAUGAGCUCGACCCCGGUGCUUCCAUCGGUAGGUAGUGGGAUGCCUUACAUAUUGUCAUCGUGUAAUGAGGCUGUGUCAGAAUCACGCCUUCACGAGCUUGCAGCUGAGGAGGAGGAGCGACGAGUGACGCGACAAAAAAAACUAUUCGAGGACCUUCUUGUUUUUGAAGGUGGGGCUGUCGCCGACCACGAGUCACUUGGAACGGAGUUGAUUAUGCGAGACUUCAUUCAUUUUGCCUUGUAUCAUAAGAAAUGGGGAUACUACCCAAAACUGUAUCGCAAAUACCGCCAACUCAUGACCACCGGCUACUUUGACCCCAUUCCGUUUGGUAGCCUGCGCAACCAGCAGGACUAUGAGCGCUACGUGGGGAAGAUUCACGAUUCUACACCCUCAUGUGUCACACCCACCCAACUCUUUCAACCACACUACGGUUGGGUGAUUGCAGAGUACCUGGUAACCAUGAUGAGAGCGAAGUUCGAUCCUCGGGACCCGCUGGUUGUGUACGAUAUUGGGGCGGGCUCAGGGGCACUUGCUGUUAGUGUUCUGGACUACCUGAGCGAGCACUUCCCUUCUGUGUACGAACAGUGUGAGUAUCAUGUGGUGGAAAUAAACCCUCAGCUCGUGCAGGUGCUUCGUAACCGUCUUAUUAUGCACUACCACCAUGUCAAAAUUCACAACAUCUCCAUUUUGAACUGGAGGGAAGUGGAGCGUAGGCGCUGCGUCGUGUUCGGCGUGGAGUUACUCUCUGGUAUGCCGCACGAUUGUGUCGUGCUGAGUGCCGAUGGAGUAUGUAAUGAGCAAUGGUUUCACUUCCAGCAACAUGACAAUCUUUCCACUGCUCACGAGAGGUAUUUUUCAGUGAAGGAUCCGGUCAUACUUCGCUACUUGCGCUAUGCACGCUGGAUGCAGGAGGAGUCGUUUCAUAGCCUCAAGGUACUGUGCCUCACCGGUGGACGUGACAACAUCGAUCCACCUCCCUUUACGAGCAUCGAGCCAAACAUGUACGACCCUCUGCGGGUAGUUAUUACAAAGAUGAUGUGGAUGCACAGCCCGUUCCGCACCUUGUGGCUGCCAACAGUCUCGAUGCUCUUCCUUGAGACCUGUGCAACGUAUUUUCCCCGUCAUCAUCUUUUCCUUGUAGAUUGGGGGUCGGUGCGUCAAGGCCUCCCAGGCGUGAAUGGACCGGUGCUGCAAAGCAAGACGCGUAUUGCCAAGGACAUUUACCUCCGUCGUCCUGCGGAUUCCCUGCAUGGCAACGCAGGAAUGAUCGACAUUUGCUUUCCUACAGAUUUCGACCUUCUUAAGGCGGUGUACCGCAAUAUAUGCGGUGCAUAUAAAGAGGUUUCAAGCAUGUCGCACCCUCAGUUUUGGAAAACAUUCGGGGGUGAUAAAACAUCUAUCUUCACUACGCGAAGUGGGUUUAAUCCCUUGCUCGAGGACUUUGACCCACUGCACGUGUUCGUCACGCACCAUCCAUCCGAGAUGUGA